Molecule: messenger RNA, 291 nt
Organism: Protopolystoma xenopodis
Lineage: Eukaryota; Metazoa; Platyhelminthes; Monogenea; Polystomatidea; Polystomatidae
Source: the annotation of a GenBank genome assembly
AUGUUUAUCAGCCAUAGCGGUAGCGAUGGCACGUUAAAAGCCAGCGAUACGCCCUCAAAUCUAAGAUCCUUCUACGAAGGUUCGUUAUAUUUGAGCGCCAAAUUAAACGCUGUUGAAGCCGAGCAGAAGUUUGCCGACUUUAUGCAGAAGCUGAGCCAAACGUCGGAUUGCAAUGUCACUCUGCUAAAUAGAUUUGAGGACCGGUUAACAAUUCAGAUAAAGCCGGACAAUACGAAGCUGUUCUUUAUCAUUCUUGAGCUCCUUAUUAGAGGUAAGGCAAAUAAUCAUUGA